AUGGCAAAACCUAUAUUAAGAAUUGGUUCACGUAAAAAUACCCGUAGUGGUUCACGUAAAAAUGUACGUAGAAUACCAAAGGGAGUUAUUCAUGUUCAAGCAAGUUUCAACAAUACCAUUGUGACCGUUACAGAUGUACGGGGUCGGGUGAUUUCUUGGUCCUCCGCGGGUACUUGUGGAUUCAGGGGUACAAGAAGAGGAACACCUUUUGCUGCUCAAACCGCAGCAGGAAAUGCUAUUCGAGCAGUAGUGGAUCAAGGUAUGCAACGAGCUGAAGUAAGGAUAAAAGGCCCUGGACUAGGAAGAGAUGCAGCAUUACGAGCUAUUCGUAGAAGCGGUAUACUUUUAAGUUUCGUACGAGAUGUAACCCCUAUGCCACAUAAUGGUUGUAGACCCCCUAAAAAACGACGUGUAUAG
Molecule: messenger RNA, 417 nt
Organism: Brassica napus (rape)
Lineage: Eukaryota; Viridiplantae; Streptophyta; Magnoliopsida; Brassicales; Brassicaceae
Source: the annotation of a RefSeq genome assembly